Messenger RNA from Grammomys surdaster, 2293 nucleotides. RefSeq names its product spindle and kinetochore associated complex subunit 3 (gene Ska3). Bases 193 to 1620 code for a protein of 475 amino acids. The transcript is spliced from 9 exons. Gene Ontology annotation, biological process: mitotic cell cycle; chromosome segregation. The record is from RefSeq and is a predicted model, not a curated record. NCBI's taxonomy places the organism in Eukaryota, Metazoa, Chordata, Mammalia, Rodentia, Muridae. Gene Ontology annotation, cellular component: outer kinetochore; spindle microtubule.
GCCGACUGCACUGCAGGGAAAGGGAGGGCCUCCCCCGAAAACUCACCUCGCGAACGAGCUGACUCCGGACGCGCUCCCCUUCAGCGUCCAGCGCACAUCGACCGACGCAGUGGUGCACGCGCACUGCCUCCGGGGCUUUCGGGGACCCUACUGCGAGACUUCCACUCUCGCGAGAGAAGUUUGCGCCUGCGCAUGGCGGGCGGGGCCUGCGUGACGCUAGGAUUCAAAUGUGUGGCGCGUUCUUUCGAGGAGACUGGAGGGCGACCGUCCGUCCGCUCAGCAGCUCUCAGUAUGAAUCCUAUCCAGAGUUUCCACUGUAAGCUGCGGGGUCUGGCCACCAUGCUGGACGGCGAGACGGCCCGGCUGCUGCGAGCGCUGGAUGGCGAGGACAGCGACUUUGAAGAUACUCCAGUGAGAAUUUUGUAUAACCUUCAUUCAGAAGUCCAGACUCUAAAGGAUGAUGUUAAUGCUCUUCUUGAUAACGCCAGAUUGGAAAGUCAAGAAAGCACAAGCUUCAUAAAGGCAACAAAAGUACUGAUGAAAAAAAAUUCAGCAGACAUCAUAAAACUAAGAGAGUUUUUCCAGAAGUAUGGAUACCAAGCACGUGACAAAGAGGAUUCAGCAUGUGAGCACAGAGGGAGUAACUCCACCCCAGAGUUAGCUGUGUGUAAAGACAUUCAAAAGCCUGGUGUGAAGAAUGAACUGACUGAUCCCUGUGUUCCGAGCAGUUCUGUUUCUGAAGAGCCUCUACGAAGCCCACAGCUUUCAGACUUUGGACUUCAGCGGUACAUGGUUUCCCAAGUCCCAGCAAACCCUCCCCAGACAACUGUCAGCCUCAAAGAAGAAUGUGUACCUGACACCUCUCCUGCCAAAGAACCCUCUGGUCACGUGCUGAAGACCCCUAGAUGUGCUCUAAAGAUGGAUGAUUUUGAGUGUGUAACUCCUAAGUUAGAACACUUUGGUAUAUCCGAAUAUACUCUGUGUUUAAAUGAAGAUUAUACCAUGGGACUUAGAAAUAUGAAGAACAUUAAAAGUUCCCCUCUGAGCAGUGCCAGUGGAGAAGCCACAGGGACAGGGCCUGUGACCAGUGAUAAUUCUUUUGCCAUUCCUGGUCCCAUAAUCCAGCAGCUGGAAAAAAACGAUGCGGAAUGCAUAAAUUCACCAUUGCCACCUAAAUUCUGCACUCCUGGUUUGAAAAUUCCUUCUAAAAUGGACAGGACAUAUUUGGUAUCUAUGGAUUAUUCACUAUCAAAACCAAAUAGUUCAUCAACUGAUUUGGAAGUUAAAGAUUGUGCUCCAUUAAUUUUAAAGUCCGAUGAAUGCUAUCAGAGUUUUGCAGACCCCCCUUCUCCAACAAUUACUUCUUGUGAAAAUUUCACAACACCCUCUCCUCCAAAAGUCACUGCGAUUCCAGAAGACAUUCUCCAGAUGAUAACAAAGCACAACUCAAACCUAGCUUUUCCCAUGGAUGUUAAAGCGAUGCCACCGAGGAAAGGCUUCCUCAAGUACGAGGGGCGGAGCCCCAGCAGUACUGCCAACAAGGAAAACUGGAACCGGAAUUCUACUGUGGAUCGAUCCAAUACAGAAGCUGGACAGAAACAGGAAAGUGAGCUGCACUAGAGUUGUCAGAACUGUCCCUGGUUAACACAGCAGUAGAGGUGGAUGGAGGGCUCCUGCUGCCAGUCAGUCUGCGUUCCUCACAGCCUUUCUCUUUUAUCUCAUUCUCCAACUUCCAUCUCCAGCUUGACCACCCAGCAGAUCCUAAGUCUACCUGGAAGAAUCUGAACACCUCUGAGCCAGAAGCCUUGGGAACAUCUUGAUUCUAGAACUAUCUAAUGGCCUUUGAGCCCAAAAUCCUUCUGACCCAAGAACAACUAGAAAGUAAUUCUCCAAGUUGAUGACAGUGCUACGGGGAGAGCUCUGCUCUGCAGCCAGGCAGGGAGGGGGAACCUGCUGUUCUUGUACAGACCGGCUACAAUUUUGAGAAAUAAUUGAAAAAUACUAAUUGACUUACUAGUUGUACGAAUUUUUUUUUCCCAAUACAGGUCUCUCUGUGUAGCCAUGUCAGUCCAGAAACUCACUCUAGUCCAGGCUGGCCUCAAAUUCAGAGAUCCUCCUGUCUCUGCCUCUUGAGUCUAGGCUAAAGAUGUGCACUACCAUCAUCCGGCAGCUUUAGGAAAUUUUGUGUAGCAUAAAGAUUAUUCUAAUUGUGCAUUGAAAAUCAAGUGGAGGGCUGGAGAGAUGGCUCAGUGGUUAAGAGCACUGGCUGCUCUUCCAGAGGUCCUGAGUUCAA